Messenger RNA from Penicillium psychrosexuale, 858 nucleotides. RefSeq lists its product as uncharacterized. The record is from RefSeq and is a predicted model, not a curated record. Bases 1 to 858 code for a protein of 285 amino acids. The transcript has 2 exons. NCBI's taxonomy places the organism in Eukaryota, Fungi, Ascomycota, Eurotiomycetes, Eurotiales, Aspergillaceae.
AUGGCGACGCACCAAGGCAGCGACCUUAAUUUUGAUGGCAGCUUCCUGAAGGACCUGCCUUCUUCCAUCGAAAGGUACACAUACCGUGGAGAGUCACAAUUCUUUGACAUCUUCAAAUCCGAAUUCACUCAACUCAAAGCCUCUACCGACGCUAGCGAAUUCUCCCUCUUUCAUGCAAGCAAAGAGACCAUCAAAGCUAUUUUCAAUCCUCAAACCGACGACACUAUCUCAAAGUGCUGCACUUCCUUCAACAUCAACGAAGAGCUUUUCUUAGCCACUAUGAUGUCAAACCCACAUAGUGUAGCGAUUCACGAGAUGAACAAUGCCAUUAUCGAGGCUCUGCUCCCAAUGGGAUUGUUCAAUUGCAUCAGAGGAUAUCCGCGUGCAACCGUCGAAGGGGAAAGCCGGGGCAAGGCGACUGACUAUGGCUGGGGACCCAAAAGAACACCGCCUGGUCAGCGCAUAUCACCCUCUGUUGCCCUCGAAGUUGCGUUCUCGGAAUCAGAUGCAAAAUUGAAUUCCGACGUCCGGUUUUGGCUAAACCCCGAUGAUGGCAAUGCGAAGGGAUGCCUAAUGUUACCCUCGGAGGGGUUGUGUCACCUAACCCUCAGCAUCGAGCGCUCUCGACCGGAAAUUAGAAUCGAAAUCUGGGAGAAGAAAGACAACAGGUGCCAUCGCUCCCAGGUAACCUGGAUUACCGGAAAAGGAACCCCGACGCACGUCACCCACCAUCCGCUCAUUAUCCCCCUUGAAAGUCUAUUUCUUCGCCAGUCAACUCGCCCCGAGGAGAAGGAUUUAGCGAUCCCAGAACAGCGACUGCAGAUAAUCGCGGAGACGAUUUGGGAAGUCCAGGGUUAG